Pestalotiopsis fici W106-1 is the source of this 2085-nucleotide messenger RNA. RefSeq lists its product as uncharacterized. The transcript is spliced from 3 exons. NCBI's taxonomy places the organism in Eukaryota, Fungi, Ascomycota, Sordariomycetes, Amphisphaeriales, Sporocadaceae. The record is from RefSeq and is a predicted model, not a curated record. Bases 1 to 2085 code for a protein of 694 amino acids. Gene Ontology annotation, cellular component: plasma membrane; cell division site; growing cell tip.
AUGUUGCGCCCCGCGACGCCUCUGGCGAUCAUGUCCUUUGCGGCCUUUGUCUUGCUCCUACUGUCUGUCUUGUCCACGCCCAUCAUCCAUGCUAUACCUCUAGGCACCUAUGAGGGUGUCGACUUUGGAGUUUUCGGAUUCUGCGAAGGCGAUGAUUGCAGUCCUAUAGAAAUUGGUUAUGAUACAGGAGCCAAAUUUUCGAGUACGCAAUCUGCUACAUUCGAUCUUCCUAAUUCAGCAAGAACGACUCUGUCAGCCAUCUUGAUUGUGCAUCCUGUUGCAUGUCUCUUCAGUUUGAUCAUGCUGGGAAUGGCCGUGGCUGCUCAUUGGCAUGGCCCGUCGCACUCAUCCCGAUACUUACUUGUCGUCUCCAUCUUUGGCAUCCUUACCGUUGUGGUAUGUCUGCUUGCCUUCUUGAUUGAUGUUCUUCUAUUCGUGCCUCAUAUGGCUUGGGGCUCUUACAUUGUCUGUGCUGCAAUGGUCCUCACUUUCCUUAGCGGAAUUGUGUCUUGCGCUAUGCGUCGUACGGUUGUCAGCAGAAAAGCGAGAAAGAAGCGCAUUGCUGAAAACGCCGAGAUGAGUGGAGAGAACUACUAUAACAGGACCGGUCAACAAAACGCCACAGCUGAUGUUGCUUCAACCAUGUCACCUACCGUACCUGUUCUUAGUGGCGCCAAUGGACCAGCUGAUAACAAGCUCCCAACAUUUGCAACUUAUGAGGCAAAGAAGGAUGAUCGCAGCAGUGAUGAACGGGUACCUCUGACUUCUACGACCCCUUCACAAAGGUCUCCAAAUGGCGGUUUUGCCUCCACAGAAGGCACAUAUGUCGACCGCAACAACUCCACACCAUCAGUGCGCAGGGAUCAGUAUGGAAACCCAAUCCAGACACCGCAGGAUGCCUAUGGUGUUGCUCGUGGCCCAUCGGCAGACCGUAUGAACUCGCGUGGGCGAGGAGGUCCUUAUCGCGGACGUGGUGGCUACAGCAGAGGCGGAGGUUACGGCCCCAACAAUGGCCCUCCGCCGCCGGGUUCUCGAGGUGGAUACGGUCCUGGACCUGGACCACGAGGAAGGGGAGGCUACGGUCCGCCGCGGGGUGCUUAUGGACCGAAUGGUGCACGUGGCGGACGGGCUCCGCCUCCUGGUUAUGGGAAUGCUAGUGGUUAUGAUCGUCGACCUCCUGGGCCAAACAUGUACGGUGCAUACGACCAAGCCAGAGAUGCCUCACCUGGCCCUCAAGGUGCGGCGUAUGACGCGAACCCAUCCAUGCCAAGCGUAUCAACGGGCACCACGGGAACAUCAGGGUCAUAUCAAGCAUAUAACCCGAACCGAAUUAGCGAAUAUCCCAGAGCAGAGUCCCCUCCUCCGCUGCCAGGGAUGGAGGAAACGGAUGCACCUCCUGCUGUAGGACAAGCAGUCGAGAUGAACGCCACGACGGGCAGUCCUGCUCAUCCACCACAAGGCUUUGGCCAAUUCCCAAACCAACAAAUUAGGGACAGUGAUGCCGAUGUGGCCGGUAUGCUGGCUUUACAGCAAGCGAGGGUAAACACCCCUCGGCGGCAUGAUACUUACAUGACCGCGAGCAGCAGGUACAGCCAAGAUGAGAACGCAUACGUCCCUGCUCGACAAGCAUGGGCUCAAGGCCCAGGUCGAAACUCGCCAAGAAUGCCUUCACCAUUGCACAUCCCUCAAAGACCCGCAGACAUGCCAGCAACUACGGGGGCACCACAGCCUUCCACUGCUGCUGCUGCUGCUGGAGGUGCUUACUAUGAGGAUGUUGACCCUCGCUUUGCAGAACCGGCUGCGGUUCCAAGAGCGGACCCCAACACCUAUGAAGAGCUCACUCCAGCAGGCGCAAGGAGUCCGGCCAUCUCAGAGCACUCGACUUUCACCUCGGUCUCGCAAAGAGGUGUCAACCCUCGGUGGAAGCCGGGCCCAGGCGCCCCAGGUCAGCAGAUUCCCCGGAGACCGGUCAAUCGGAAUGAAGUGAAUAUUCUUAAUAGCAAUCCGGACUUCCAAUUGCCAGGCGGCCGUGGAGCUGGCGGAGGAAGAGGAGGCAUGGGCAAUGGUGCUUACCCAGGACUAUAA